GCGUUGCUUGGCAACGAGUUUAGUCAGUUGACUAUCUGUAGCGCGACUUUACGGUAGUCAAGUCCGCCAACUUGCUAGCGACAAGCGCGCCUUGUUCAAACGAGAGUAUCAGCCAUAUUAUUAAAAACAAAAGACAUUCGCAGACGCGUUGUCGUGUGUUAUAAAAUUUAAUACUUGUGUCUAAAAAAUCACAAUGGCUACGGAAGUUAUCAAUAACGCUCCUGAUAAUACUACGAAGGAAAAGGAGUUGAAAGAGGACGCGCCGGUCGACAAUAGCCAAACAAAGGAAGAAGCUGCUGCUGCCGAAAAAGCAGAAGAGAAAGUAGCUGAAGAAAAGAAAACUGAACCGGCACAGCCUAAGCCAACCGUUCAUAAAGCUAAUUUUCAACAAGAUGUCGUUUACUUGUAUCAAUUCUCUCGAACGCCUUUGUUGCCGUCUACUUCUCCGUACUGCUUGAAAGUCGAGACAUGGCUUCGUUUGGCCGGCAUCAAAUAUGAGAAUGUGGACCACAAGGCGAAGUUCCGAUCCAAGAAGGGCCAGCUCCCGUUCAUUGAGCUGAACGGCGAGGAGAUCGCCGACAGCGCCUUCAUCAUCAAGCAACUUUCCGAGAAAUUCGACAAGGAUCUCGAUGCAGCUCUCACCCCCGAGCAACGCGUUGUCACACACGCUAUGAUAUCCAUGAUUGAGAAUCAUCUAUCAUGGGUGAUGCUGUGGUGGCGCGCCAAGUACCCCGAUAGCGUGAUCAAGGGCUACCAGGUGAAUCUCCAGAACGCGCUCAACACUCGCCUGCCCAACGCCAUCCUCAACUUCUGCUACAAACUGACCUCCGGACGUAAGGGAAUGAAGAAGGCGAAGGCCCACGGCAUCGGGGUUCACAGCCAGGAAGAGAUAAUCGAGUUCGGCAAGAACGACUUGCGUGUGCUCUCAGACUUGCUCUCCGACAAGCCUUUCUUCUUCGGGGACGAGCCGACACUUCUCGACGUGGUUGCGUUCGCAAAUCUCGCGCAACUGCACUUCAUCGACAAAGAGGUGCCCCACCUCCUGCGUGAUGCUAUGAAUGAUUCCUUCCCGAAUCUAGUGGGACUUGUAUCACGCAUCAAAGAGAGGGCGUAUCCCGACUGGGACGAGAUCUGCGCCAGCGAGCCGGCUCCCGUUAAGAAGGAGGCCAAAGAGACCAAAGAAGGCACGGGCCAGCCGGAGAAGCAGCCGCUCGAAGAGCCAGAAAAGGAGAAGGACGAGAAAGAGGAGCUCGCUGAAAAGGAGCCCGAAGACAAAGAGAACGAGAAGGAGAAGGAAAAGGAGAAGUAAAUUGAAUUUGGAACGGCGCCCCACCCAUUCGAAUUUCAAACGGCGCUACAUUAUUCACCUAUUGUAUAAAUAUUGAAACGGUGGCUGUAGGAAUUAACUCAAUAUCGUAGUUGAUAUAUAGACGCCGCCAUACUGACAUGCAAGUUGCACUUAGGAGUCAGGCUCGUUGCAAUCUGUAUAUUAUAAGCGUGUAAAUCCAUUUGUCUUUCCCGUAUCUUCAGUUUAAGACGCGAAAGCGCAAUUUUGUUUUGUCAUAAUUAAUUUAAAUUAGAUUCGCUGUUGUGUCGUUGUAACACGACUUUGUUUCGUUGGUGUAUCGAUUUGAUGUGUUGCUUAUAUUUUGUCGUAUCGCUGAUUUGAUUUGUAUCGUAUCUAGUAAGUUAUUUAGUACUUACAUCCGUAGGUCGUAUAUUCAGCUGAUAUUGUAGUGUAUUGAAUAAAUUUAGUGUUAAAAUUAUUGAUAACCCAUCUAUGUCACUUUGUAUUGUUAAGUAUGGUUAGCGGAUACCGUUUCAUAUAUUCAAUGUUCUAGGGAGCAUUUUCAUGACUCUUUCAUAUUAGAACGUAGACACAUUUGUCUAAGUUAUUUAUGUGCUCAUACGUAAUCAUUCAUACAUAGAUAACCUUGAAUGUUGUGAAAUUACAAAUUUAAGUAUUAGUAUAAUUGAUACCAAAAA
Molecule: messenger RNA, 1986 nt
Organism: Zerene cesonia (dogface butterfly)
Lineage: Eukaryota; Metazoa; Arthropoda; Insecta; Lepidoptera; Pieridae
Gene: fax
Product: failed axon connections
Exons: 6
Coding region: 194-1309 (371 amino acids)
Cellular component (GO): cytoplasm
Source: RefSeq, a predicted model, not a curated record